AUGGCGCUAUACUACGAAUCCGUUGACGCAUCUGACGCAGUACAAGAUGUGACAGUACCGUGCCCCCUUACGCCAAGCGGCCUGUGCUCGCUAAAUGGCGCUUGUCGAAAGGGUGCUUGCUCGUGCUUCAGUGGAUUUGUGGGGGAAAGUUGCAGUAAUGCAGUCAUAUGCCCCAAAGAUUUUACAACGUGCACCGUAUCGACGUGCGAUCCCAUUUGCUCUCAAUCGACUAGUGAUGUGAUUGUGGUGAGCGUGAAUGGAGAUGAUACUCAAGGAACAGGGAAGCUUAUGGAUGCUUCUGGGUCUGGAACCGACCCAAAGGCUGUUCAAUCGCUCAGACGCGCUCUAGAACUCGCAAAACCAAAUCAAACGAUAUUGCUGUAUCCAGGCGUCUAUCGCGGGAGCGGUAACUGUAGUGUCACGGUAUCGACCUCUGACAUUCUCAUCCGUGGGUUGAGAGGGCAAGCAGUGACGAUCAUUGACUGCCAAAGUUUAUGGCGUGGCCUGAUGAUUAGUGGCGUUUCCGUUCGACUCGCUGGAUUCACGCUGCAGAACACUUUGGCAGCAAGCAACAAUAAUGGUGCUGCCAUUAGCGCUUCAAAGGCCAGUAUCCAAAUGGAGAAUGUCUACAUUAAAAAUGGAAAGUCUCUCCAGAAUGGCGGUGGAAUUUAUGCGUAUCAAUCUGACCUGAAGUUUACCAGUUCCAAGCUUUCAAAUUGCUCUGCUGUCGCGAAAGGAGGCGCAAUAUUCAUGGAUAGUUCGAAUCUGUCACUAGUUCAGUCCUUCGUAGAGCUUUCGUCGGCGAGUCAAGGCGGCGGUAUCUAUGCCCAAAACAGCGUUACAGUUCAAGGCGAUGGAAACAGCACCAUUUCGAACAACACUGCUGCGCAAAAUGGAGGUGGGAUCUGUGCAUCGGGAAGUUUUAAUGGAACUAUACUGAGCCUGAUCCAGAAUAAUGCGUCGGUUGGAGCCGGGAUAGCUGCCAUUAGCGGGAGUUCAACCCUUUCGAAGGUGAAUAUUACCCAAAAUCGCGCAAUUAACGAUGGAGGAGGCAUCGCGCUGUUAAACACCGCAAAUGUGGCUGUUUACUACUCCCCGAUACGAAUGAAUCAUGCCGAGCGCUAUGGCGGUGGCGUUUACGUGUUAUCGAACGGAACCUUCGACAAUAAAGGGGCUUCGGAAAUCUUCAAGUGCACUGCAGGUAAGGGGAUAGAAGGAGAUGCAUAUACGUGCUUUCGAAUAAGAGACUGA
Messenger RNA from Phytophthora sojae, 1251 nucleotides. RefSeq lists its product as hypothetical. Lineage: Eukaryota; Oomycota; Peronosporomycetes; Peronosporales; Peronosporaceae. The record is from RefSeq and is a predicted model, not a curated record. The transcript has a single exon. Bases 1 to 1251 code for a protein of 416 amino acids.